CACAACCAAACUGCCAAUCAGCCAGUGCCGAAUAGAUUUGUUUACGUUACAGUCAUCAUAUCAUACGCUUAGUCUGACUUUGGUGGUACGUGUCGAAAGAUAAACUUGUUAUACAUCAUAUUAUCGUAUCAGUAUUCAGUAUAAAGUUACAAGGAAUCUUCAUCUGGAACAAUGCGUGUGGAUCUGGGUGUUGUUGUGCUUUUAGCAGCCUGUUCUGUUGUUUACUCUGGUGAAGAAGAAAAGAAGAAAGAAAAAGUUAAGAAGUUGCAAAUUGGCGUGAAAAAGCGUGUCGAUAACUGCACUUUAAAAAGUCGUCGGGGUGACUUGCUACACAUGCAUUAUGCGGGUAAAUUAGAAGAUGGUACAGAGUUUGAUAGCAGUUACCCACGUGGACAACCUCUUACCUUCACCUUGGGAUCUGGGCAAGUUAUUAAAGGAUGGGACCAAGGCCUUAUUGGGAUGUGUGAAGGAGAGAAAAGAAAACUUGUGAUUCCUUCAGAUUUGGGAUAUGGUGCUUCAGGAGCGCCUCCCAAGAUUCCGCCUCAUGCUACCCUUGUCUUUGAAGUGGAACUUGUCAAGAUUGAGCGAAAAGAAGAGCUAUGAAAAACAAGAUAUCUUUUUAUAUAUUGAAUAUUGUUAAGUAGUCUUUUGUAGUAUUAGGUUCUUUAUAAUAAGAUCAUGCCUCUGAUGUGUGUAGCGUUUUGUAAUAAUACAGUACAGUGUACUGAAACUGGUUAUUUCAAGUACGUAUUUACCUUAAUAAGAAAAUGCAACAGUGGAGGAAAGCCAUUGGUUAGCAUGCAUUUGUAGAAAUAAAUGUUGCAUUUCAUAAUUCAAAAUAUGUAUAUAUACUGUACCCUUUAAGAUUCAUGGUAUCCAGCUGAGUACAGUACUAAAUAUUCAAGGAACUGGUGAGCAGAUUAAAUAAUGCAAAGUAGUAUAUAAUACAAAGCAGCAAAGAAAUAUAAAAUUUUCUGCUCAGUUUGUAGCUCUCUGAUACAUUCCUGCCACGUAGAGACCAGUUGUAUAUAGCAGUAUAUAUAACUGAAUCCGAAAAUUUGGAACAUGAUAAAUCCAUAAAUAAAGGUAUAAGCCAUGAAGGAAAAAUAAACAAUGAAGUUUCUGCAAGAUCUUUCGACGUUCAACGUCCUUUACUUAGCAGAUAAACUGCUAAGUAAAGGACGUUGAAUGUCGAAAGAUCUUGCAGAAACUCCGUUGUUUUUUAAUUUUCCUUCGUGGCUUAUACCUUUAUUUAUAUAACAGUAUGUGUACAUAUAAAAUGGUAGGUGUAGAUAUAAAUUUCUCUUAAUUUUUUGUGUGUAGAAUUUGUUGUUCUUAUUCAUUACCAUGCCAUUGCAUUUAAGAAAAUAACUGUCCCAUUUCUUUAUCCCAUUUAUAGUGAUAAAGGCUAAACACUCACUCAGGUUGAGGCAAUAGACUCUAAUAUUUAGACUAUCAUUGCUCUAGUUUUGUUGUACCUUUUAUAUGUUAAUGCAUAUAAUAUUAGUUCUUGAGGGAUUGAUAUCCUAUAUUUAACAUGUAUUUUACCCAAUUUAUAUCACCAUCAUUCUUCAGAAAUACCAGUUGUCAGUUAGUUAUUGUUGGUUUUUAUGAAACAAGCAUGAUUUCUUUCAUAUACAACAGUAGACUCUAGAAUUGAUGAUUAACUCCUACUAUUUCCUGUAGUACUUAUAAAAUAUCUGUGCUGAUGAUAAUUUUUAAGUAAAGGCAGCUUGCAACUCAUGACUUGGAAAAUGUGAAAAAGGGUCAGGGGUCAGUUAGUAAAAGUUUCCUUGGUUAGUGUAAGAAUCUCUGACAUUUUAUCAAGGAUCAGUUGGAGGUUGUGAGGAUGUGUUGCUUUUAUAAGUACAGUUGACCCCCGGGAUUCGUGAGGAAUGUGUAUCACAACCCCCAUGAAUAGCUAACAUCCCCAAAUUCUUGACACCCCCCUCUAAAAAUGCUUACAACUUCCUAGUUUGAUAGUUCAAACACCAAACCACCCUUUAGAAAUGUUUAUACAUGAAUAUUUUAAUAGCUUUGUCACAAGAAAUGCAUUUAGUCACGAAAAAGAUGUGAAAAUACAGUAAUUAGUGACUAUUUUUCUAUAGAAAAUUCCAGGAAUAGGCAAAUUUUCUGCUAAUAAUGUGGACAUACGUUCCACAGAAAAAUCUACAAAAUUAGUGAAACCAUGAAUCCAGAACUGCAAAUAGGCAGGGGUCCACUGUAGUAGUACGUAGCUUCAUCCACUUUGCAAGUUACAGUGAAUCAUCCAUGAUUGGAAUUUUGGUAAUAACAGGAAUAUAUAUUGCUCAUGCAUAUACAGAUGCAAUAAACAAGUUGAAAGAUAGAUCCAAGAAGAGGCAUACAAGUCAAAUUAUGUAAAUGUAAGUUUUUAUAGGAUAAAGGUUAGUAAGCAACUUCAGAAGGAAUUACAGUUUACCAGUUCACUUUGAUUAAAGUUUAUGAAUAUGUAUUAUUGAUACUGUAUAAAGGUAUUGAUUUAUUAAAGAUUGAAUUAUCAAAGGUAACGUAAGUAUUGAUGAAUUAAGACUGAUGAACAAGAUUUUUCGUGAUCUCUAAGUUAGUAUGUUGGUUAUCAAAAUAUAAUCCAUAAUUUACAUUAAAGGCAUGAAAGUAUUAUUUAGGGUUUGUCUACAGUUCAGAGGGUAUUUAAUAUAGGGUUAGUAUAGAAGCUCCAUGGACUAAUCUGUAAAGAUUAUUUCUUAAGUUAUGAGUAGCCAGGGAUUGCCAUAAGCAGGAUUGGUUUACAAAUUAAAGAAUAAUUGUAUAUAAGCUUCUCAAAAAAAGAUUGGCCUGCCAUCAGAAGUAACACACCUUGAAUGAAGGAAGAAGAAAAAGAAGGAAAGAGCAAAGUGACUGAGGAUGCUAACUAUGCAAAGUAUAUAUUUUGCAAAAGGGAAACUUGCUCCUGAGGAUUCAACUGCUAAUUUUAGCAAUACACCCUGUAUCUUCCAAGAGUUAUAUCUUGAUUAUCUCUAGUAAAGGGAAAAGAAAGCAUUUUAUGCAGAGUAAAGGCUCUGGCAGAUUUCAAGUGGAAUGAUUUACAUGUAUGUUGUUAAUUAAGAGACAAAGCUAUGAUUAACUUUGAGCUAUUAGACUUGAAGUUGAGUUGAGUAAUGGGUUGUUUUGGAAUACUUUACUUGGUGUUGCAAUAUAGCCUUGGGGACAUUAAUAUUAUGUUUUAUAGACAUUAAGAUCAGUCACCCAUCAUUGACUACAUACUCAGAGAGGAUGUUAUACUGAAAGACAUGAAACUGUUGGGAACGAUAUACAGAAGUUAGAACACAAUUGUAUAUUACAGUUUUAAUGUGAUACAUAUAGGCUACCAGUGAUGAAAUAACUAUCCUCCAGGGCAGAUUUCUUCAUGAACAUGUAUGUUUUUACGUGUGGUGUUCUAUUUAUGGCCUAAGAUAUGCAAUGAAUUAUCUCCAGUCUUGUGUUUUGAACGUACUACCUGUGUUCAUAUUUAGUCCAAGUUAACUUUAAUCUGCUGGAUAGCAGAGUUAUGUGUAAUAUAUGGCAUGCGUGUGGCCAGGCCUUCGCCUCCCAUUGGGAAAGCCAAGCACACAGGAAGUUGCUCACUUACCUUUCCUUUUUCCUGACUAGCCUAAUCUUGCAUCUUUGUGUAAGUUCUCCUUUUACCAAGUUUAUGUAAUAGUUUUGUAAUGUUGCACUUUUAUAGUUGGAUAUCAGUUAACCAACUUGAUAUUUGGAUUCCCAAAAUUACUAUUAAUAUUUUAUGCUUAUGCUACAGGGAAUUGAUCAGCUACGUUUAUUGAAAGUUACCGUGAGACUGCUACUGUAAAGCCUAAUUGAACAAAAUCACUUAAACUAUUUGUAAGAUCAAAUUAUCAAACUAUUUGUAAGAUCAAGAUAAUUUUAUUUAUGGAUUGCUUGGUAGAAUUAUCAAAUAUUAACUGGAAUAUUAUUGACUAAGUUUUUUAUGAGGUUUUAAGUUUCUAAUUUAUUAGUUUCCUGUUAUUAUUAUAAUUCCUCACAUGUCACAUAAAGUAAAUUAUGUAUAUAAAUACUGUAAUUUAAUCUUGCUGAAUUACAGUAUUUAAUCAAACUCUUAAUAAGUUUUUUGAAAGUUUAUACUGUUUGUUAUCAGUAUACGUAGCAGUGAUUGAUGGCCAGCUCAGUCUAUACGUACUGUGGACUUAUUGAGUAUCAUCUGCAAAACUUACUCCUUGUGGUAGCCAUGUGUUAUCAGGUUUAUGUGAAUCUUCAGAAGAUCAUUAAUGGACAUUUGCCUGCUGAUCCACUAGGCUUUGAAUUAAUUCCUCACAGUUACUGCACAGUCAUGAUGAUACAUGUACUGAUACUAGCAUACAGGCUAGUAGGAAUUGAUUAGUCAGGUAUGCUGUAUGGUUUUGUAGCAUUUUAGUUUCAAUACAAGGGAGAUUGGAUUUGCCUUAUUAUUGGUACUUCCCCCAUCUUGUUCAUUACAUUUUUGGUCUUUGUAUAGAAAGUUGCAUUUUCAAUAGACCUAUUUCUGGUUUCAGUUUCAUUGUACUGUAACUGUUCUUUGUCUCUUAUUUUUAUUUUUAGAAAGUCCACACUUGCUGGGUUUUCUUUUUAACCUGUGGGCAUAAAGGUUUUUUUCCUAAUCUUUACUAAUUACUAAUUGGCUCACCCUAAGUUUUGUUGAAUACUUUACUACUCUUUUGUAAUUGGAUAACUUUGUUUAGAUAUAAAGGUUGAUGUGAAUUCUCAUAAAUAGAAGAAUGCAAUUUUAUUGUUA
Molecule: messenger RNA, 4765 nt
Organism: Macrobrachium nipponense
Lineage: Eukaryota; Metazoa; Arthropoda; Malacostraca; Decapoda; Palaemonidae
Product: peptidyl-prolyl cis-trans isomerase FKBP2-like
Exons: 4
Coding region: 172-603 (143 amino acids)
Biological process (GO): protein peptidyl-prolyl isomerization
Cellular component (GO): endoplasmic reticulum
Molecular function (GO): peptidyl-prolyl cis-trans isomerase activity
Source: RefSeq, a predicted model, not a curated record